Messenger RNA from Osmia lignaria (orchard mason bee), 819 nucleotides. NCBI's taxonomy places the organism in Eukaryota, Metazoa, Arthropoda, Insecta, Hymenoptera, Megachilidae. The record is from RefSeq and is a predicted model, not a curated record.
AUGAACAAAGUAAAGGGAAAGCACUGCCAAUACUGCCAAAUAAAGGGGCACACGGUCAGCGAAUGCCCAUUUAUAAUCGAAUAUGAGACAUGUUGGAAAUGCGGAGGAACCGGUCACGACCCAAACACCUGCACAAAAUUCCCAAAAAUUACAGAACUUUGCGAAAUCUGUAAUAGCAGGUAUCACACAACAAAAGAUUGUCCAACACCUACGUGCCAACUGUGCAACGAAUUGGGCCACACAGCAAAAACUUGCCCAACAACAAAAACCAACGAUCUCCAAUUAGUCAUGUGUACAAUCUGUAAGGAAGAAGGCUACAGCGCGGCAAAUUGCGAGGAAGCAAGAGUUUUCCAAACCAGAACAAAUCAAAUUAAAUGCCAACUUUGUAAGCGGUUAGGACACUCGGCAGAAGGCUGCCACGAGCCAAGGAAACCUCAACAAAAAUCAAAUGAUUCAUAUAGGAGUAACUACCACAGAAAAUACAAUCACAACGAUAGUAAUUAUUUUAAAGAUAGUAAUGACAAUAGGGACAAUCCGAAACACACAAGCGAACUACGAAGAUUUUGCGAGUAUUGUAAAACCCCAAAUCACACAAAAGAGGAAUGUAGGAAACUAAAAGCCAUCGAACUACGAGCACAAAAAACAGAUAUCUGUUCCUACUGCAAAGAGCCAGGACACCAAAUAGACGCAUGCAGGAAACUAAAAAGCCUAGAAAACAGCGCCGGAAAAAUCUGCAACCUAUGCAAAAGUACGAAUCACGCAACAGAAGAAUGCUACAGAGGGCAAAACCAUCAACAGCACAGACCGGGAAACGAAUAG